Messenger RNA from Heteronotia binoei (common prickly gecko), 971 nucleotides. RefSeq names its product N-6 adenine-specific DNA methyltransferase 1 (gene HEMK2). Gene Ontology annotation, cellular component: eRF1 methyltransferase complex. Bases 262 to 903 code for a protein of 213 amino acids. The record is from RefSeq and is a predicted model, not a curated record. The transcript has 6 exons. Gene Ontology annotation, biological process: methylation. Gene Ontology annotation, molecular function: nucleic acid binding; protein methyltransferase activity; S-adenosylmethionine-dependent methyltransferase activity. NCBI's taxonomy places the organism in Eukaryota, Metazoa, Chordata, Lepidosauria, Squamata, Gekkonidae.
CCGCCCCUCUUUUUUGGGCUGUGGCGGCGGGGAAGGGGAGAUGGCAGUCUUCAUGGCCAAUCCAGCCCGGUAAUUCGCACAGAGAAAUUUUCAGGUCCGAAUCCAUUGCUCGUCCAUCGUUUCUUAAGCCUUUUAAUGAAGAGUGGGGAGACAGCGGGGCUAGAGAUAGGCGGGGCUAUAGUUUUCAAGUGCGUUCAAUCGCGUAAGAAGGAAGGGCCCUAGCCUACUUGCGCGGGUGGACGAGCCAGGAAGGGAAGCAGCAUGUUCCCCACGCCGUGGUAUGAACAUGCUGGACCGCAAGGUCCAUUCAGCGAAGUCUACGAGCCCGCCGAAGAUACCUUCCUGCUGCUGGACGCCCUGGACCAAGACGCCGGGAAACUGAGAAGCGCGAACAUUGAAAUCUGCCUUGAAGUAGGAUCUGGAUCUGGAGUAAUUUCAACUUUUGUGGCAUCAUUAAUUGAAUCCAAAGCUUUUUACAUAUGUACUGAUAUCAACCCUGCAGCAGGUCUGUGCACAGUGGAGACAGCUAUACGUAAUAAGGUUGACAUUCAACCCAUAAUUACUGAUUUGGUAACAGGAUUGUUGCCACGCCUUCUUGGGAAAGUUGAUUUGCUGCUGUUUAACCCACCUUAUGUUGUAACUCCUUCUGUUGAGGUGGAGAGCCAUGGAAUAGAAGCAGCCUGGGCUGGAGGUAAAAAUGGCAGAGAAGUUAUGGAUAGGCUCUUUCCAGUUGUGUCAGACUUGCUUUCAACAAGAGGGCUAUUUUACUUAGUUACAGUUAAAGAAAAUAAUCCAGAUGAAAUUAUAGAAAUAUUACAGAAAUAUGGUUUAAAAGGCACCAAGGCAAUAUGUAGACGAGCCGGAAGUGAAAAUCUUGCAGUACUCAGAUUCUGUAAAUCCUGAAGACUUCUUAUGCUAUUAUUCUGGGUGUGUGUGUGUGUGUAAAUCAUUUAAAAAUAUUCUUUGCACAA